Molecule: messenger RNA, 1333 nt
Organism: Austrofundulus limnaeus
Lineage: Eukaryota; Metazoa; Chordata; Actinopteri; Cyprinodontiformes; Rivulidae
Product: leucine-rich repeat neuronal protein 4
Exons: 2
Coding region: 258-1124 (288 amino acids)
Molecular function (GO): protein binding
Source: RefSeq, a predicted model, not a curated record
GUCUGGCUGAGAAAGAGUAGGCAGCAUGAAAAAAAUAAAAAAAAACCACUGAGCAUGACAGAAAGCUGAGGAGGGAGAUGCACUGAGGGGAGAGAAAAAAAAGAGGGGGUGUUGCUGAGGAGGAGGGAGUCUGAGAAACAGAUUUAAAACAGUGAGAACUGCAGGCAUUUGUGAGCACAUGGAAACAGCAGCCAGAGCUGGAACAAAGAGCCGAAAGAGAGCACAAGAAUCCAUCAGCUUUACAGCGACACACAGAAAUGGCCUCACUGCGCAGGAACUUAACCGCACUCCUCUUUUUGGUUUUGCCUCUCAUCCACUCCCACCUCUCCGCUCACGCUGCCACCACCUCUCCAACCACAACUCGCCGACGGAUCAAAUUCAUGACGAUCGGGGGCUCGCCUGAUGACUACACGGAUGAGUAUGACUACGACUACAGCGCUCCUCCCAAAGUGGUGGCCUACUCUCUGAAGACUCCCCUUCUGGCCAGCAGGCCUAAGCUGUGUCCGUAUGACCCCUGCUCGGAGAGUCAGGCGCCCUGCGAGCGUCUCUCUGCCGACGUUGGGUGCCUCUGUCCUGGGAGGAGUGGAGGCGAUGUGCCUCCCCGUGCGCCACGCAUCCAAACGUUGCUGCCCGUCGCUGAAGGAGAGAACGUAGGGAAGGUGGAGGUACAGUGGUGUGCGCCAUCUUCUGUGGUGUCUUCUUACAGGGUGGUUGUUGAGGGCAGAGCUGAUGGCACGCUGGAGUUUGGGGGUGCUUCGCGGCGAGGUUUGAUGGGAUCUUUGGAGGCCGGGACGAAGGUGUGUGUGCAAGCUGUGAACGCCGCAGGAGAGAGCAGUCCCUCGGACUUCUCCUGCAAGAGGUAUGACCACACGGACUCUUUCAACAAUAAACUACUGAUCUGGAUCGUAGCUGGAGGAGUCGCCUUCCUCCUCGUCGUUAUAUUGGCUGUGAUUCUCUGCAAAUGUCACAAGCAUCAAAAGGCAAAGCGACACCGGACUGAAGGGCUGAAGGAGACCUGUCCUACAGUCUGUGACACCGUCCACUACAAUCCAGCCUUACAGAACAAACCACUUGGUCUCUCAGACAAAGAAACCUUUGCUUUACAAACAGAAAAAGUUGUUUAAACUGCUGUUUUGAGGAGUACUAACAAAACUUUGAAAAUGUCGAUUAACAGGUUAUAACUACAGGUUCAUUUGCUGGCAAAUUAACUUCUGUAGACUUAAUGUAGAGCUUUUUUAUUUUUGUCCUAUCUAAUUUUAAUUGUUCGUUUGAAAUCAUGGAGUUUAUGUUUCUGACCUAAAUGUUUAAAAUAAAAUUAUUUUGAUAUAAAAAA